CAGAUGGGAUUCACCAUGAGUAACCUGAGGAACGCUGGUGUGUUUUAUUUACAGCAUUAUGACACCAAGUGUCCCAUGGGAUGUCCUGACUUUGCCAUCGAUGGUGAUGAAGAGGACACUGCCAACAAGAUCUCAUCUGAGGACAGUGGGGAGGUGGCGUCUUACACAGAGGACAGCGACGAAUCCUAUUCGCUGGAGCUGGACACAGACCCCUCCCACACGGGCCAGAUGAACCUAUUGGAGGAGAUCCUGGACUCUCUGAGCACCACCAGUACAGAGCAGGGCAAACUCAGCGCCGCCAAGAGCCUGGACUUCAGUUCAAUGGACAACAUCAACUACAAGGCAACGAACGCGUCCAACCCCACCAGUGAGAGCAACCUGCCCCACGUGUGUACUAGUGGCAGUGGGGUGGUGGGGAGAGGAGGUGUUGGAGGAGGAGAACAGGGAGGGGGCUGGCAGGACGACGGUGCCCUCCACGGGAAGCACCUGCCCCCCUCCCCACGUAGACAGCCCAGCAAGAGCAGCCUCAAGAGGCAGAAGCAUAUCCCCUCAACAUCCUCUCCACCCGUCCUAGCUCCAGCCUCAGUGCAGGACAACCAUGUCCCCAAUCUCCAGCCCAAGACCCAGGCCCCUCAGACCAAGACCCAGCAUAAAAUCCAACCUAAUCCCCAGGCCCUUUAUGUCACACCCCCUAUCUGUCUCUCUCAGCUCUGUCCAGGGGAGUCUUCGCUCCCCACACCUCCAUCACCAUCCCUGGGAGACCACCACAUCUCAUCCAACCGCUCUCCAGCACCAACUUGUGCCUCCACACACAAUCCUCCACUGGCAACACACACACCACCGCUAACCCACACUAGAGAGUCCCCAAACCACCAGUUGCUCAGCCCUGAGUCCAAACCCCAGACCACCUCCAGCAUCCUGCGGAGGAAGGUGCUGUCCAAGGAAACGAUGAGGCAGUACCAGGACAAGAAUCUCCAGAGGCAGGGCAGCAAGAACCGAGAGAGUCUGGGGGUGAAGGCCAGGCAGCCUUCAGUGCUGGUGCCCUGGGAGAGAGAGAGCCCAGAGGAGAUGGGUCAGGGAGAGGACCUGGAGCUGUGGCAAGAACGGGGCAGGGUCUCGGGGGCAGAGGUCCAGGAGAAAGGACUUCUGGAGGAGAUAGAUUCCAUGUGUUAUCUCGGCUCAGACUUUCAGACCAGCCUACAACUGUCCCAGGUUCACUGCAAAACCAACAACACACAUGAUAAUACCCAUGACAACAACCACAGCCACAGCAAAGCCACAGACAAGUCUUGAGACAGAAGCAGGGACAGGGACAAGGGACAGGGGUGGUUGAGGUAGAAGUUGCCUCUAACCACAGAUCUACAAUCAGACUGCCCUCCUCAAAUCCUAACCUUAACCACUGAGGGAAGAAAUGCAAAAACAGACCUUGGACCGCAGGAAUUCGCAGUGACACUGCCAGGGAACUGGAAAUGAUGCGUGUGUUCGCCCUGAUACGACUCUUUGACUUACACUUGUUUUUUUCCUCUCUUCCUGCCAAGUUUAGGUGUCUCAGUUGAAGACCGGUCAUCUUGGUUCUCUUUCUAACAUGCUACAGAAUUCAAACAAACCGUCUUAUGAAUGAAACACAGACUUACCAUGUAAACAAAGGGACAUCUGUGAUGGAUUUUCACUCGCAUGAAAUGGUACUUAUUACUAAUUUACAUGGUACUAAAAGAUGAGUGUGUUUUAAUUAAUAGAGAAAACAUUUAGUUUUCCUCAGAUCUGAAGGUAUUGUAAAGACACAAAGGAACCCCCCCCCGCRACCUAAGUAACUGUUCUGCUGGAAAGUUGCCUAACACGAUGCCUUAAACAGAGCUGUGAUUUGCUGUUGGCACGGCUCAGUCUUAAAAUGUGUAAUAUAUAUAUAUAUAUAGCUGUUACUCUGGAAAUGUUUGAUCUGCUUAGAUCCACUAUCACAUGUCAUGAAUGUGGAAAAUGGACAGCUUUUUCACAGCACGUAGAGAUAGUAAAGGUAGUUUAAUAUAUGUUGCUCAGUUUAGUCUAUUUAGAUAGGUUUUUUUCUCAAGUGUUUGUUUCUCAGGAUGCUCCUGUUUGUCAGGACAUAAAGGAGAAGAGGAGUUGAGUUGUGUAAACCGAUGAUAGGAAUGAAUAGACAAUCCUCUCACUCUUUCUCUCACUCUUACUCUUUCUCUCUCUUUCUCACUGUCUGUUUCUCUCUCUCUCUCUCU
This is a messenger RNA of Salvelinus sp. IW2-2015, 2228 nucleotides long. RefSeq names its product DENN domain-containing protein 1B-like. The record is from RefSeq and is a predicted model, not a curated record. NCBI's taxonomy places the organism in Eukaryota, Metazoa, Chordata, Actinopteri, Salmoniformes, Salmonidae.